Messenger RNA from Erythranthe guttata (spotted monkey flower), 801 nucleotides. Its product is annotated as large ribosomal subunit protein bL35c. Gene Ontology annotation, cellular component: ribosome; large ribosomal subunit. Gene Ontology annotation, biological process: translation. Lineage: Eukaryota; Viridiplantae; Streptophyta; Magnoliopsida; Lamiales; Phrymaceae. Gene Ontology annotation, molecular function: structural constituent of ribosome. The record is from RefSeq and is a predicted model, not a curated record.
UUCAAUUUAUUUUCACCAAUUAGCCCAGAAAAGGAUUCAUAUUUCCAAUCAUUUCUGUACAAAAUAUAGCUCAAUCCAUUCUAUCCAUUUGCUCCCAACUCCCAAUUUCCGUGUCAUAUAUUCAUAAAUCAUGAUGGCUACAGCAUCAACAAUGGCUACCUCCGUUUUCUCUUUCAGCUUGAAAAAUACACUUACCCCACACCAAAGAUUCCGUCCAGGUACAGUUCACCUCACACCUUUCGCCGCGAAAACCGCCUCGUCUCUCACACUCAGCUCGUCGAGCUCCAUUCCCGGAAUUCGCGCCCUCGUUCUCGCCGGCAAAAACCUAACCCCCAAUCGUCGGAAUUCACAGCCGCUGACAGUUGUUUGCGCCAAAGGCUACAAAAUGAAGACUCACAAGGCUUCGGCGAAGAGGUUUCGGGUAACCGGUAGUGGGAAGAUAAUGAGGAGAAGAGCAGGGAAGCAGCAUUUGCUCAGAAAGAAGAACACUAAGAGGAGAGUCAGACUCUCUAAAAUGUUGCAAGUGGAUCGAAGUGACUACAACAACGUGAUUGGUGCAUUGCCGUAUCUGAAAGUAAACCGGUCGAACUAAAACUUCCGAUUCGUUCACCAUUUGCAACUAACAUGUAAAAGCUUGCUGUUUCAUACUUGUUAAGGUAGUUUGUAUUCUAAUUCCUGAUUCAUGUUCUUUUAUCUUGUGUUACCUUACAUUUUGCCCUCAACUGUAACAAGCACUACUUUCGAGACUGCUUCUGCUUGAAUACUUUUUAUGAAGGUUUUGUUUUGUACAAGGUUUUGUUC